AUGGCUGGCCAAGCGAAGAAGGCAAAGGUGUCUGGGUCAUCAUUGUCACAAAGCCAUGAUGAUGAGGUACCCUUGCGAGGAAAUGGUUUGGUUUGCGAGAGUAGCCCAAAACAGACACAGGGGAUUUCACCAUCCCGCACUGAAGAGAAGGAGAAUAUCUUCCUCUUUUGGCCUAAUAUCAUUGGUUAUGUUCGCAUCGUUUUAGCGACAGCCUCCCUGUAUUACAUGCCUCUCCACCCUCGCACAUGCUCCUUGCUAUAUAGUAUAUCCUGCCUCCUUGACGCACUCGAUGGGUAUGCUGCUCGCGUAUAUAACCAAUCUACUACCUUUGGCGCAGUCCUUGAUAUGGUCACUGAUCGCUGCACAACCGCCUGUCUAUUGGUAUUUCUGAGUUCCGCUUGGCCGCGCUGGGCAAUUCUAUUCCAGGGGUUAAUUAGCUUGGAUCUUGCGAGUCAUUAUAUGCACAUGUAUGCAACUUUGACUAUGGGAGGAUCCGGUCAGAGUCAUAAGAAAGUGGAUUCAAGCCGGAGCUGGAUUCUAUACCAAUACUAUAAUAACAGGACUGUUCUGUUUAUAUUUUGCCUAUUCAAUGAGUUAUUCUUCAUUGGGCUUUAUCUUCUUUCUUUCUCAUCCCCGACCCUCUCUCCAUCGCUACUACAGCCAGUUGGUGACGGUGCUACCGUUGCAUCUACACAGCAACCAGGCUCACCGGCACUAGCUCCAAUAUCGGCUCUCUUCUCCAGUCCCUGGAGUGCUGGGGCAUUGGAGCUUGCGCGGGCCAACAAACUCGACAGUUUCUGGCCUUGGGUAAUCACAGGCAUUUCUGCCCCAGUCAUGACUGCUAAGCAAUUUAUCAACAUCGUACAGAUGGUGAAGGCCAGUAAGUGGCUUGCAGAAGGCGACAUUGCCCGCCGCAACCAACUAGGUAUUUCAAGGAAGAGAUAA
Ophidiomyces ophidiicola is the source of this 945-nucleotide messenger RNA. It is a transcript of the gene pis1, whose product is annotated as phosphatidylinositol synthase 1 (CDP-alcohol phosphatidyltransferase1). The transcript has 3 exons. The record is from RefSeq and is a predicted model, not a curated record. Gene Ontology annotation, biological process: phosphatidylinositol biosynthetic process. Lineage: Eukaryota; Fungi; Ascomycota; Eurotiomycetes; Onygenales; Onygenaceae. Gene Ontology annotation, cellular component: Golgi apparatus; membrane. Bases 1 to 945 code for a protein of 314 amino acids. Gene Ontology annotation, molecular function: CDP-diacylglycerol-inositol 3-phosphatidyltransferase activity.